AUGGACUCCUCUUCCACCAGUCCCGUAAUUAAGAAGCAGGAAGAUGACGACAAGACCGAAAAGCGCGACAUCAAGCCCGUCCCAAAGACCUUGAACAGGGUUCCUCCCCGUGAUCAGAAUGCAUGUCGGAGGCAAAAGAUGCGAUGCGAGGGCGCAGACAACCCACCCUGCAGGCGGUGUAGGAAUAAUGGGCUUGAGUGUCUGUUCGAGAAACCUUCGCGGGAGGCGACUCUCACUGGGGAAGCUGGAUUAGAACGCAUCCGUAGUCUGGAGUCACAGGUAUCUGAGAUUCGUCAGACGCAACAUACUAUUUCGAAUACCUUGAGCGAACUUCUUAAUCAUGUUCGUGCCGGUAGUUUCUCUGCGCGAUCACCUUCAGCCUAUCCGUCAUCGUCGUUCCAGCAGUCGCCUAGUCUAAAUUCUCCUUCAGUUUCAACACCUACAGUAAGCCAUCAGCACGCCUCUCCUCCAAGCGGAACGCAGCCUUUUACACCGUCUACUCGCGUGACGAACAGUGUGCUGCCUCAGCCUCGUCCGCAGAGGUCGUCAUUGCCAAAUUCUGGCUACCAAGGUUCCCCUGCAGGUUCUACUUUAUUGCCUGUGGAGGAUUUACACCCACCUCAUGUAUCACCUGCGUACCCCAACUUUCCACAGGCCGGACAAAAUUAUCAUACUCAGCAUCAACCAUUGCCACAAAAUCCAGUACUUCCGCCGUUUUCUAGUAUUCAAGUUAUGGGUCCUCCUGCCACUGAACAAGCCAACGUAUCCUCCGUUAGGUAUCAAUCCACGGAACAAGGUUAUCAAAGAUCAACCACAAAAUAUCCACCAAAAAGACACGCGCCUCCUUCCUCGAAUGUCACCAGUGCUGAUUCUUCGGAUUUGGAUGAUGAUGACGGCGGCGAGCUUCCCGUUUCUGGACUUGUAGCUCCCUGGGAAGUGCUCCGAGGAUUGGCAGAUGUAGCUAUUGAACGAGCAACCAAGGACAAUGGUGGUGGUAGUGAGCCACAUAGUAGGGCAAGAACUCAAUCCCCGGAUCGCCAGACAAGACCAUCGAAGAAGCGGAAAGUCGCUCAUCAGUUGACACACGUAACCUAUCCCGAUGUUGUUACGAAAAAUAUUAUCACAGAGGAAGAUGCUCGGGAACUGUUCAAAAUUCCCAUAUUCGAUUCCAACACGGAUAACUACGAUUCGCUACAUGAAAGAUCUCCUUUUGCUGUAGAUGCUAUAUGUAUGGUUGCUGCUCGCGUUCGUGACGGAGGAAGACCUCCUAGUGAGAUUCACCGACGAUGCCUUGAAGAGGUUCAAGCAAUCUCCCAGGCUACUCUUUUUGCACCUGUGAUUCGAAGCGAGGCUGUUCAAGCUAUGAUCUUGGUAUCAGGCUGGUCAGAUAACGGGUGGUUGAGUGGUGGGCAUGCGGUUAGAAUGGCUAUGGAACUGUCUAUGCACCAGGCCUGGCCUCAAUUGCAUAGGCGCAUCAGUUCUAACAAGUUUGAUAUUGUCGCAGACCGUGAUCUUGUCGUUGCCUCUAGAACUUGGUUCUGCCUGUAUCUGUUCGAGCACCAAUUGUCAUAUGGUACAGGUCGCCCUGCAGUCCUCAUGGACGACCAAAGUAUCAGAAAUUGCCGCUACCUCUUGAACCACCCCUUGUCUAUUGAAGACGAUAUGAGGCUGGUUUCAACGGUAGAGCUCAUUACUAUUCGCGAGAGGGUUCACAAUGCGCUUGCCCCGUUCGAUGGGCCUGUACUUCCUCAACACUUUGAAGAAUUACAGAGAGCGAAUGUUGAUUUUUCCCAGUGGUACAAGAUAUGGGAUGAAGCUUUUUCACGGAAAUAUGAAGAUGCUGCCUUUUAUCGCCAAAGUUUGCAAAUUCAACAACUUCAUGCUGAGUUGUUUCACAAUGCUACAGCUCUCAGAGAUAUAAUAAGAUUAGAAGAUGUUCAAAACAUGCCUCCGCUUCAGAGAACACUGGCGAUACGGUCGUUACAGAUUGGUCGACAAAUAUUGGAAAUUACAGUCAAAUCCCCAGCGUACAGAAAGGGCAUGACAUAUGCCGUCCACUAUACACACGCUACGGCAACGUUUACAGCUUCAUUCUUAUUGCGCCUUUCCCGGUUUUUCCCUGACGAAUGUGAUGUUGCGGUGAUUCGUAAUUUAGUUGAACUCGUCGCGAGUUUGAUGGCGGAGAUUCCUGGGAAACGCUACGCUCUAACACUUCAAUUGAUGCUGAAGCGCUCGAAGAGAAGGAAGACAAACUCACGCUCACCCAAAGUAUCGCGAGACAUUCAGCAACCGUUAGUUAUGGCUGUCGACCCUCCGCCGCAAGCGGCAUUGCCUGCUCCUCAACAAGGAAAUUCGGAACAAUUUUCACCUCUUUAUGAAAUGUCAUCGUCUUCGUAUCCUAUGCAAGACAGUCAGAACCAUGUCAUUCAUGCAAUGCCUCAGCAGCAUUCCAAUGCGCAUCCCAGCUUCGUUGAAGCAGAACAAAUCUGGCGUGGCCUUGAGCAAACUUCUGUGGAGCAGCUACCAGUCUGGAUAUCCGACCAAAGUCUUGGUGGACAGACAUUUUCUCAACACGGUAUGGAUGCAUUCAUUAUACCCACGGAAUAUCUCCCCACUGUACCGCAAAUCUGGUAG
Psilocybe cubensis is the source of this 2634-nucleotide messenger RNA. RefSeq lists its product as uncharacterized. The record is from RefSeq and is a predicted model, not a curated record. NCBI's taxonomy places the organism in Eukaryota, Fungi, Basidiomycota, Agaricomycetes, Agaricales, Agrocybaceae. Gene Ontology annotation, cellular component: nucleus. The transcript has 14 exons. Gene Ontology annotation, molecular function: transcription cis-regulatory region binding; zinc ion binding; DNA-binding transcription factor activity, RNA polymerase II-specific. The coding region runs from base 1 to 2634 and encodes 877 amino acids. Gene Ontology annotation, biological process: DNA-templated transcription; regulation of DNA-templated transcription.